UGAGCGUCAAGUAGCGGUGUGAGAGUAGAAGUUCACGGGCGCAGCACGUACAAAAGUACUAUUUCAAUUGCAAGAAGAAUGAUGGCGACGUCCAGCUCCUCGUCCAGUAGCAGUCGGCUACCAGCGCCGGGCUUUUCCGCCUCAACCGCGGCCGCCAGAAGUGCCACCUCCGGCGCGUCUAGUGGCGGGUAUCUGAUUUUUUGCUGCGUUGACGCAGUGACGGAGCGGUCGAAAAACUCACUCGAGGCUCGAUUCGAGUGCGUCGUGGAGCUGCGGAGCAGUAGCGCCACAGGAGGUCGAAAAAUCGUGACCCCCGUCCCGUCUACGGCCGAAGGGCACAUUUUGCUUGAGCUGCCAUCGAGCACGGAGACAGAACAGACGGGCGCAGGGGCUCCUGCUUCUUCAACGCACGACAUUCACAUAACCUUGUACAGUGCAAAUAAUUCAUCUGUAGCGCAUCAGGAACAAGGAGUUUCAGGACCUUCUUCCUCCAGCGGGAGCAGUUCUGGAUCUUCGUUGGAAGUCGGGUCUGCGGUGCUCAGUUACCCUCUUUCACUCGUGCCGAACGCCACGUUGGAUCGCUGGAUCCCCCUCAACGGGACUCGGUACUGCUUCGAGGAAUCCGAGCCGCAACAACCGUCCCCGACCAAAAGCCGCGCGCCGCGGCUGCGCGUGCUGUGCAAGUACGUACCUGGGGACUACGCAGCGGCGGAAAGCGACAUUGACCGCACGUUCCACUGCCAAGAUUUUUUAAUUCUCGCACUGCAGAGUCUCAGUGACGCCAGCAGCAUGUCGUCACCGGAUUUGGUCGUCGGAAGUGGAACAACCACAACUUCGAGUUUUGCGACCGGAGGUGGCACAAUUCCAGGAGCUUAUUCACAUCAAAACAAGAUCGACCUGGUGUCCGGACAAGGACUGGCCGCAGCAGCAUCAAGCUCCUUGGACGGUGUUUCCAAAGUGCCACAGAUCGAACGCAUCGAGCUGACCACGAACCCCAACAGUCUGCUGAGCAGUCCGGCGUACAUCAAUGACUCUUUGAGAAGUAAUGACGGCCACCAGGCGAGGUCGUGUGCUUCGCAGUCAUUGGAGCUGGAAAAGCUUUCCGGGAACGAGUUUGAAAGCGGUAGAGCAGUUGCGCCGUUUCUGUUCGUGUCCGACGCGAACACGGGCGGAGCGCCGUAUGAUCCUUUUACCUCCACCGGGUUCGCAACUCAGGACGCCGGCGUUUCCUCGGCAAGCACGCGCCCGAACCCGUCCGCACCCGGCUCCAGGAUGGCCAACCGGGCGAGCACACGCAGUACCAAAUCCGGACCGCAGGGUGGAGUAACAUCUUCAAGUGUCUCCGCCGGGACCUCGCGGCAACAUUCGCCCGGGAAGAGGACGAAGAAAGGAACAGGACGACUGGCAUCGAGUUCUUCCGCAUCGACGCUGCCCGCAGGCGGGACGACGUCUGGCGACGCCUCGCAGAGCGACCAUGCGGCGUCGACGUUAAGCAAUUUGAAAAAAAGAAUUUCCGAGGGAAAGGGGUUCGCCCCGCUACCGCGGGUCGCCGGCGGAAAUGUGGUAUUGUUUAACUUAGCGAUAGCUGACUGGUGACGCAAAUUUGUUAGACUCACCACAUCAGACAAAAAAAAUGGAAAUCCGCCUCAUUCGAUGUUACGUUUUCCGCAUGACGCAUCAACUUUCGAAGAAAAAAGGCAGGGGGGCAAAAGCAAUAUUUGUUAUGGCUAACGCGAAUUAUAUUCCCCACUUUUUUGAAUUUGAAAGCUGGCGCGCUUUGCGUUCUCUGUGCAUUCCGUUGCCACUGAUUUCUUCGUGCAGGUGUUCAAGUCUACGAAGGACUUCGAGGACGCCUGUUGGGAGCGAAUACGGCCCUACCACCAGAUCAUCGACGUCCUGGAGACAAAGCUAGAAUCCGCGGGCUACGAGCGCGAGAACGUGGAGAUCUACAAGCGCGCCGCGGCGGCGCUGCGGGUGCAAAGCGGCGCGACGCAGGAGAAGUUCAAGGAGUCCUGCAAUCUGUUCGAGCGCAAACUGACCGAGUACGCGAAGCUCGUAGACGAAAGAACCGCAGAAGUGAACACGCUGCGGACACAGUUGAACGAGGUAGAGGCGUUUUUUUAGAAGCAAUGUUCACGCUCCUGCGCACACGGAUUGAUUCGUGUCUCACACAGCCGCUAGUGCUAUCUGUCAUGGUCGGCUUUCUUCUCAAUUAACAAACAGCAACGAGGUUCUGCAGCCUCACACAAAAUUAAUUUCCGCUUGCGCCACAACAGGUCCGUAGUUCCCGUGACUCGGCUUUGGAUGAGGUCACUUUGCACAAGAACGCGAAGGCCAUGUCCGAUACGGAGCCGGUGGAGGCACGAGUUUUGCUGAAGCAAAUCCAGGCACUGGAUAAAAUGUUCAAUGCCGAGAAAACCUUCAAGGAAAAGUAUGCGAAGAAAAUUGAUGAAGUAAAGCCCCUGAAUCGAGUCGCGUUUGGACAAGCAUGCGCAAAGAUGUCGAGCAGCGUUAGCCAGGCUGAAAUUGUUGUUCACCAGAACCAGUAUCAGAGUUGUGCAUGCUACAAAGAGUAGCUCCAAGAAUGAUCACCUUCUUGCCGACUUGGUGCAGGCACAAUUAUUCUUUUUUCGUUUUUAUACCACUCUAGAAAAGCAGCGGCAGGCCGAGAAGACCCUGUACACAGAGAACGAGCUGAAGCUGCGGGGCCAGAUCGAGGAACUCACCGAGCAGCUGCAGGCGACCGAGAACGAGUACGGGCGGACGACGGUGCGAUUACAAGAGAACCUUCAGCUCACCACAGCGGAGCGACAAAGCUUCCAGGAAUGGCGGAAACGGGAGGACGAUUAUCAGAUGAAGUAAACGCAUCCUCAUUAAUUAAGUAUGCGCUUCGUUCAGUAUCAGUGUGUCAAAUGUUUCAUGAUAUGACCCUCUCUCGAUUUUCUUCGUAGGCCUAGGCGUGCCGAAGGGAGGAAACCUACAACAUGGGAACUGCAUCAUGAUCGCAAUACACCAGGAUCAUGACGCUCGAGUCUGAGGUUCGCGACGCGAAGUACAGCAAGUCUCUGGUGUCGGAUUUGAAGGCGCAAAUUGCCCGACAGGACGAGCAAUUGACGACGCGCGCCCGGCAGCUCGAGGAACUGCGCGAGACCUUCGAAAAGCAGCUCAAACAGGAGCUGGAGACCCAACAAAAGCUGGUCCGGGAAAAGCAGGAAGCCAACGAGGAGUUGCGGAAGGUACAGCGGAACUUCGGGGGCGGCGGUAGCGCGGCCGGCACGCCGACCUCGACCGCGAAGAGUCCGGGCGCGACGGCCGCGAUGUGGAACAACCAGCGGGCGCUGGAGCAGCAGAUCACGCUGUUGACGUCCAAAUGCCUAGAGAUGGAGCAGCGACUGAUUAUCGCGGGGGACAUGGAGAAGCAGCGGGAGCAAAUGGAAAACUUCUGCAAGGACCUGGAGCAGCGGGUCGCCGUGCUCGUGUCCGAGAAGGAGGCGCAGGAGCAGCAGUUCGCCGAGCACAUGGCCAGCGAAAAGUCGCGGUCCGAGUUGCUGGAGAAGGACAACGCGGAUCUGAAGCAGCUCUUGCAAGAAAUCCAACCCGAAUUUCACAAGGUCCAGACCGAGCUGGAAAAGGCAACGUUUCAGGUAGAGAAGUCGAAUCAAUGAUCUCUCUCUGAAUUUUUCGUACUGAAGAUGCCGUAGUGCUGGUUUCGAUCUUUUGCUGCAUGUUCGUCAAGGAGUUUUGCAACCAUUCGUUCAUCUGUAGGCGAAGGAAGCCGAAGCACGCAUGGCGGUGAAUGGAGAGGAGAAAAAAUUGCGCGAUAAAUUGAAAGAGGAGCUUGAGGACGUCGUGGCAGAGUGCGCCAUGCUGCGGAAAGGCCGUGACCAGAUCCAGGCGGAGUACGCCGAAAGGAGCAACCGCCUCUGGGACGAAUAUGUUCCCAAGGAGGAGGCACGGAAAAUGAAACGCGCACUUCUGGUAAGUACAUAACAAAUUGUCAUGUGCUGUUAAAAUGUUGGGAGCGCAUCAGCAAAAUGCUUUGGCCUCGUUUAACGCGGUAGAACUAGUGUACGUGGUGCAAAUCAACCACAACAUGUUCAGCUGACAACUACCAAAAGGUGCAGCAGUCACACGCGACGUCGGCUUACCCGCAGUCCGCGCCCUCGUCCACCAUACACGGGCCGGGGUCGCACAGCAGCAGCCCGAAUUUGAGUGUGCGGACGCCGAUGAGCGCGACGGGAUUCCCGAGCCACAGCUUUCAGCACUCCACUCCAGGAACUACCGCUAGUCACCACCAACUUCAGCAGCACUUUCACCUACCAGCCGGCAGCCAGUACCAAAUGAAAACCCCACCCGCGUCUUCCGGGAAAAUGCCAGCAUUGAACAAGACGCCCGUGGUGUUCCCGUCUGACCAACAGAACAACAUCGAGAGCACCACGAUCAACAAUUAUCGCUAUGUGCCCGUGAAAGCCGACAGUGUGGACAAAGCGCUUGCCACCUUGAUCAACCAAGCAAAACCCCCGGUGCCGUUCUACCGCUUAAGCCCAGGCAUCUACCUCUACGGGAGUAGGAAAGUGCUGGUAAAACUGACGAAGCAAAACAAGCUGAUAUUCCGUGUCGGCGGUGGCUACUGCAACUUUCACGAGUUCCUGGAGCAGUUCACAACCUUAGAACAUAAGACAGUAGCCGGGAGCUCGGGCCAGAACUCGCCCCAGGGGUGA
This is a messenger RNA of Amoebophrya sp. A120, 4721 nucleotides long. NCBI's taxonomy places the organism in Eukaryota, Dinophyceae, Syndiniales, Amoebophryaceae. The record is from the annotation of a GenBank genome assembly.